Messenger RNA from Eptesicus fuscus (big brown bat), 633 nucleotides. RefSeq names its product galectin-7-like. Gene Ontology annotation, molecular function: carbohydrate binding. The record is from RefSeq and is a predicted model, not a curated record. NCBI's taxonomy places the organism in Eukaryota, Metazoa, Chordata, Mammalia, Chiroptera, Vespertilionidae. The coding region runs from base 155 to 565 and encodes 136 amino acids. The transcript is spliced from 4 exons.
GGCCACCCUAGCCCCAGGGCCAGGGUCUGUGCCAGGUGUGGGUGGUGGAUUUGGAAAGACGGGGUGAGUCAUCAGGCCCAGCCACACCUGCUUUCAACUUAAGGUCCCAGCAGCCAUCCCUGACACCACCAUUGCCUGUCCCACCGUCCCAGCCAUGGCAGGGAGCUCUAACGUGCCACACAAGACCUCGCUGCCCGAGGGUGUCAGAGUGGGCACCGUGAUGAGAAUCCGUGGUGUUGUCCCCGACAAGGCUCGCAGGUUUCACGUGAACCUGCUGUGCGGCGAGGAGGAGGGCGCUGAGGCGGCGCUGCAUUUCAACCCCCGGAUGGACGAGUCCACGGUGGUCUUCAACACCAAGGAGCGCGGGGGCUGGGGCCAGGAGGAGCGCGGCCACGGCCUUCCCUUCCAGCGCGGGCAGCCCUUCGACGUGCUCCUCAUCGCCACGGAGGAGGGUUUCAAGGCGGUGGUGGGCGACGCGGAGAUCCACCACUUCCGCUACCGCAUCCCGCCGGCGCGCGUGCGGCUGCUGGAGGUGGGCGGGGACCUGCAGCUGGAGUCGGUGUAGGUCUUCUGAGCCCCGGCGGAGGGACCUGGGCGGCAAUAAAGUCUGAGCCCCGCGUCCGGGCGCCCGCA